Molecule: messenger RNA, 2239 nt
Organism: Arabidopsis lyrata subsp. lyrata
Lineage: Eukaryota; Viridiplantae; Streptophyta; Magnoliopsida; Brassicales; Brassicaceae
Exons: 1
Coding region: 684-1862 (392 amino acids)
Molecular function (GO): zinc ion binding
Source: RefSeq, a predicted model, not a curated record
CAAGUCCGUUGUUUGAUGUUCAUUGUUUUGAGUUUACGUUUUUUGAAUGAUAGUGAUGGUGUCGUGAUAUGGAGGUUUCUAGGAUUUUCUCACUGUCGUUUAGCUUUCUAGGGUUUUUCUUUUUUUGUGAUUUCAAGGGUUUUUUUUAACUUAAGUAUUUUCUUGUAGGUUUUGUUGUGAUCAUCGCCAAUGGAAAAUCCCCGUAAAAGGCAGAAGAGCACAUCUGGUUUGUGGCUUGAAGAUAAUACAAUGCGUGUUCGAUUGUGUUUCAAAGAUAUAGAUGAGCUGAAGAAGGCAGUGGACUGGUGGUCCAUUAAGAGGCAGCAAAAAUGUUUACUAAGAGAGACAGACAAGGACAUUUAUGUGUUUGAGUGUGUAAGAUGGCAAUGCAAGUGGUCAAUUUGUGCUUCUAGAAUUGAAGAAGGCGGUCUUUUUGAGAUAACCAAGUGUUGUGGUCCACAUAUAUACUUGUCGACCUAACUAUUCUUCACAAGAUUUUAAAGUCGAGUUUUUAGAAUGUGAGAUUGAACGUGUGGUCAGGGUACAACCCAUGCUUGUUGAAAGAAAAAUUCGGCUAUGCCCUUGAUAAAGUGGUGGAGCAUUGUGGGGAAGGACUUUUGCAGGAUGCGAAAGAGAAAGCUAUCAAAGGACUUUUUGGAGAUUGGGAUCAGAGUUUCAGGAUCAUGCCCAAGUUAAUGUCUGCGCUUCACUCUUCUAAUGGCCUGCUCGUGGACUGGCAAUAUGAUUCUUUGCCUAAUCCUGAACACGCUUACUUUCGCGGCGUGUUUUGGGCAUUUUCACAGUCUAUCCAAGGGUUCCAACAUUGUAGACCUCUGAUCGUUGUGGACACCAAAAACUUGGGCGGUGAAUACAAAAUGAACUUGAUGAUUGCCUCUGCGUUUGAUGCAGCCAAUCAGUUUUUUCCGCUUGCCUUUGCAGUGACUAAAGAAGUAUCCAUUGAUAGUUGGCGUUGGUUUCUCACCAAAAUCAGAGACAAGGUAACACAGAGGCAAGGCAUUUGCCUUAUCUCUAGUCCCGACCCCGACAUUCUCGCUGUUAUUAAAGAGCCCGGGUCUCAGUGGAAAGAACCUUGGGCUUAUCACAGGUUCUGUCUGGAUCAUCUGUGUUCCCAAUUACGUAGCGUUUCUCCAGGCUACGACCACAAUAUGGAGUUUCUUGUAGAGCAUGCUGGUUUGUCAAGUAAGAAGGAAGAAUUUGAUUCUUACAUGAAGAAGAUUAAAGAGAGUAAUCCAGAAGCUUGGAAAUUGUUAGACCAAAUCCCUCCACAUCAAUGGGCUCUAGCUCAUGACAGUGAUCAUCGGAGAUACGGAAUCAUGAAGAUAGAUACUGAAGCUCUCUUUGCUGUUUGUAAAAGAUUUCCUAACGUUGCAAUGACAGGGGGUGUGAUGAUUCUGUUUGGUGAGCUGAGAGACGCUUUUGACGAGUCUUUUAGCCGUAGCCGUGGUUCUCUUAACCGCGGUGAUGUGUACACAGAACAUGUCAUGGAAAAGCUUGAAGAGUUCAUGAAAGUUUCUGCUACUUGGGUUAUAACGCUCUUCGAAGGAGAUGCAUAUCAGGUCAACUUCGAAGGGAUUGUUAAGUUGAAUGAGUCAACCUGCACUUGUGGAGAGUUUCAAAGGAACAAGUUCCCAUGUCUGCACGCUCUAGCAGUCUGCGAUGAGCUGAAUAUCAACCCGUUGCAGUAUGUAGACGAGUGUUACACUAUUGAACGGUAUCACAAAACGUACGCGGCUACAUUUUCUCCUGUUCCGGAGUUAUCAGCUUGGCCGGAAGCUUCUGGCGUUCCAACAUUGCUUCCUCCGGUCAUUGAGCAGCCUCCACCUAAAGUAUUAGGUACGUGAAACAAAUUAAAUAGGCACUGGUGAGCUGAAAGAUAGUUAGACAGAUUUGAAUAAAAACGGGUUUAGGAACUAGGAUUAUUAUGCUUGGCUUACUAAUUCUAUUUCUCUAGUAUCUCUUUGACUUUUGGGAAGUAUAUGAUGUCUCUAUAUGAUUGUACCGUUGUAAAGGAGAUAUAUUGUGUUAUUAUUUUUCUGACACCAUGUUUGUGUUAUAUUGUAAAAGGGAAAGAGACCGAGGAUGUUCAUCUCGAAGAAGAAGAAGAAGAUAUUACUACAAGAAAACAUAGCCAUUUCCAAGGAAAAUUUCCGACGAAAUGUUUGGUCGGAAAUUUUCCAACAGGUUUCCGACGAAUUUCCGACAAGAUUCCGAGGAAAAA